AGCAACCUAACAAACGCGAAUGAAACUUCAUUGCGAGAUUCGCUCACAGUGACACAUUAAAAUCCUUUCGAACAUUGCAAUUUUGUUCAAAGUUCUGAAUCGAAAUGGAAGAUUUUAACGAAAUUUUAGAUUUUAUUAAAGCUGUCGGGUACGAUGGAAAAAGUGUAGCCGACGAAAAGGAUAUCUCAGAAAUAAUAAAUGAUGGAGCCAAGUCCAAGAAAUUUCGUGACCUUAUGGCAUGGAUCACGGACGAGAUAAGAGUUCUGGCGAAUAUUGAAGAGAAAGUUAGCGGCGAUGGUGAAAUCAAUGAUUUCAUGAUAGAGUUGUCCGGAUUCUUAAAAGAAAUGUUGUGUCCAUUCCAAUCGUUCAUUUCCGGACCGGUUUCGCAGCGCUUUCUGUCGGUCGAAUCGCGAUUGAUCAUAUUGGAUUAUCUGCUGACUGAACUAAUGGCUAUGAAAAUGUGCCACAAACUGAAACCGAAAGAGGCUGUUGUGAUCGAAGUGUCGGAAAGUCCAGCUGCUGCUGCACUGAAAAGUAUCGCUACAACGUUAAAAAUUGGCAAACCGCCGAACAAUGUGCCAAUCGGUGUGGUGUUUGAAAAAAUCAGUACGAAGCUUACAGAAGUUCUGCAGAAAUGUGGGCCUGCUCAAUUGGGCAGUCCGUUAUUUAACCCUGAUAAGCCAUUACUGGAAAAACAAUGGAAUCGACUUGAGGAUGUGCGAAAAGACUUGGACACUGAAUACGACCUCCGACGGCAAAUGUUAAUCACCCGAUUAGAUGUUACGAUUCAAUCGUUUCAGUGGUCGGACAGAACGCAAGGUAAAGAGGAUCAAAUUGCCGCUCGUUACACUGGUCCCCGUAAAUUUUUAGAAUCCAUUCAAUACGGUGGACACCAAACGGAUAUAGUAGCGCUGUUAGCAGCAAGAGACGAUGUGGCUAUCAUCGAAAAGACUAGCUGCGCAAAUGUACGAAAGAAUACUCAAGCAUCUAUUCAGAAACACGUAAUCGGAAGGGUACCUGAUCGAGGCGGUAGAGCUUAUGAGCAUGCUCCACCACCUCCAGAAAUGCCGUUCUGGCAGCAACGAAGCGCUGGAGGACAACAAGGAGGAGGCCGCGGAGGAGGAAGGGGAGGAGCUCAACCUCAACGAUCUAAUGCUCAAAACGCUGGUGGAUAUCAACAAAAAGGAAACUACCAACCACAGGGAAACAAUCAACAACAAGGAAACUAUCAACAACCACAAGGAAAUUAUCAACAGCAAGGCAAAGGAAACUAUCAACAAGGAAAUUAUCAACAACAGGGAAAUUAUCAACAGCAAGGAAAUUAUCAACAGCAAGGAAAUUAUCAUCAGCAACCGGCUGGCGGUUAUAGUAACAACCGUGGAUCGGGGCGAGUUCAAGGUGGCUGGUCACAAGCAGGCGCACAAAGUUACGAUGGUAAUGGUCAACAACAAGGUGGUAACAGAAACAGUGGUGGCUUUGGAGGUAAUGGUGGAGAUAGUAAUUACAAUUCUGGUGGCUAUAAUAAUGGAAGAGGUCAAUCGAAUUACCGUCGCGGAGGUGGUGGUGGUCGCAGAUAAACUGUCUGAAAAUGAUCUUUUGUCAACAUUGUAACAACAACUUGAAUAUUUUAAAUAAAAAUUGAAUUGCUGUGAAACUGAAAUUU
This is a messenger RNA of Bradysia coprophila, 1663 nucleotides long. Its product is annotated as protein FAM98A. The record is from RefSeq and is a predicted model, not a curated record. Lineage: Eukaryota; Metazoa; Arthropoda; Insecta; Diptera; Sciaridae. Gene Ontology annotation, cellular component: tRNA-splicing ligase complex.